UAUAGUUAAGAUACAUCGAACACAUCCUGGUUAAGAGGGCCAAACAGAUCAGUUGAAACGGUCAGGCGGUCGGUCAGGCGUCGUUAAAUCCACGAAGAUCUUUUUAAUUAGUUCAACGUUACUAUGCUGUUUUGUUAAGAUUCCACCUAAUUUCAACAAAAGGUAUCGAAAUACUAGUUUCUCACCGCGGCCAUUACUGAUCAUCAACGAGAGUUUCAAGAGUGAAAAACAAAGUGAAGAGAUAUUUCCGUAAGUAGCAACAUCUACUGAUAGGCUUUUGGUAGAACUAACUUUGUAUUAUUACGCUCAUUCGGGACUAGAUUUAAGCUUACCUUGCAUUUAUUCUUAUAUUUAUUGUAAUGUAGCGUUUUUCUCACAGUCUCACAAGAUUAUCUGUCACGUGAUCAGUUAGUCCAGUUUUCUACAAUGGCUAUAGUUUUUUAGUACACUUAUCAUGCCCUUUACUUGAUUAGCUUGACUUGAAGGCAAUUGCUUCAGAAAACUGCAUCAAGCAGAGCAGUUUUUAUCGUGUGUCCUAAAACGAAGACCAAGAUUAUCACUAUAGCCAGUUAGGGAAAAGGGAAACAUCUAUAGUUAGCCAAUUAGAACUCUCAGUUAAGACAAGCAAACUGCACUAGGUUCAGGAAAACACAACUAAUCCAGUUGCCUUUGGCUCUGGUUUACUUCUGACUGGUUUAGAUUGUGAGAAAAGUUUUGUAGACCAAUUACAGACAAAAGGAAAGAAAAAUGACAUUAGAUUCUUAAAGAUCCAGUAAAAAUUUCCCUUGGUGGUUCUGAAAUGCAAUGCAAUUCAGCUCAUGACCUCAGCUCAAUUUUGAUCAACAUUGUAGAAGGAAUAGAGGCACCAGUGUAAAGCUAAUAGUUUGAAGAAUGACUGGCUUAGGAUUUUGCUUUUUGAGACUCUUGGUUUGAAUUUGAUGCAACAAAACUCUAGUGGACUUGAAGAAGUCUUGUUAAGUGUCUAAGUGGAGUACUUAAGUGAUGUUCAAUACUUAUGUGUUGAUAACUAAACUGACCUAGUUCCAUUUUAAGUUUUAACUAAUCAACAGUGUUAAGUUAUAAGAAGAAACCUUGGAGCUCCCAUCCUAGUUUUAGAUAACAACUCAAACUUGUUUGUCUUUGUUAUAUGGGUUGGUCAUUGUAGUUGUUGUACUGGUUGGUAUAAAAAGCUAUUUUGUAGCAAUUUUUUAGGCGGAGAAGUACUCUACAUGUUAGUCAUCAUUUGUAUUGUACAAAACAAAGUUCCUUUAUUAAAUCAAAUGAAACAUGCAAUUUAUUGGUUGAAAGACAGCAAUAGAAAUAAUAGUUAUUGUCAUGGUUAUUACUAAUAAUAUUAAUAAAUUACUGCAUGUAAUAAUUUUUCGGCUCAAAUAUUUAAUAGAAUCAUCAAAUGGCCACUGAUGUCGUCAAGAAGCAAUCAGCUAAAGGAUGAAAUUCUUAAUCAGAUUGCAGAGCAGAUAAAGGGAGUAAGUGUUGGUUGCUGUGGUCUACACGUUUGUCAUCACUAGUUUGUUGUUGCAGUGAUAUUAGUCAGGGCGUGAAAUUAAUUUUUUUUUCUGAUAGCCACUUGGCUCCUAAAUUCUUCAAAGUGGUAGCCAAUUCAAAAAAAGUUGGUCGCCAUUUUCAAACACAAACAAACCCCUUUUUUUACGCUGUCAUCAUUCUAGAAAUUAAGUUAGGGAAAAGAUCUUUAACUUGCUGCAAAGUGGACAAUAGAAUGGAUAAUAUGCAACGUUCAAGCUCACCUAAAUCCAUCCUAAAUCUAGUUAUCGAUCGAGAGGCAUGUGCUGCAUUUUGGAAACAAACUUAAUGAGGAAGUUUGCUGCGGAUUUAUCUUUGCAAAUCUUUUUAAUUUACUAUAUCUCUAGGUAAGGUUAUGAUGAAACAUUCUAGUCGCCAAUUUGGCGACUAAUUUUUAGGAUUUGGUCGCCAAAGUAAAAAAUUUAGUCGCAUUGGCACCUGUAUUAGGCGCAAUUUCACGCCCUGUUAGAUUUCUAGAAAUCUGUAUUUACUAAUUCAUAAUAGUUUUAACUUACUGAUUGCUGGCUUUAUUUGACAUUUAAUUUACAACCCAUCUUUUAUUUCAGUUCAAAUUAUGAUGAAUGCAGGUACUGCUAUUUAAACAAAAUUUAAUAUGUCUUUUCACUGUAAUGUGUGACUUUGUGAUUAUAGUUACAGCUUGGACAUCAAACAGCCUUAGAUGACGGUAAAACUGACUUUCAGGUCACUGCGAACAAUAUUCACCUACAAUGCUUGUUGGACCUCUUAGAUCACUUUCUACUUCAUGGGUAAGCCAAUUAUUUCAAAGAGGUGAAAGUUAUCUUGCUCUAUAUUGAUGUGAAAGCAUAAAGUGCCUUUCCCAAUGAUCAAUAAAUGCUUUCCUGUCUUUCACCUUAUUCGUAGCUGUGGGGUUUAAAUUAUUCAAAGUGCUUACAGUAAAAAAGUUGCAAGGUUAUAUUUCAACUGCCCAAAACAAAAACAUAGCAUGCUAAUCUUUGUGCUUUUAUGGACUGGUCAAGGCAUGCUAUGUAUUGUUUCAUAAGGUAAUAAGGUAACGAGGAAAAAAUGUAUGUGGCAGCAUACAUGUAUGUGUAUUGCUGCCAUAUACAUUUAUACUUUAUUAUCCUAUUACCAUAUUACACCAUUAUGUAUUACUACCACAUACAUUUUUACCUUAUAACCUUUUCACACCCUGUUUUGCUGCCACAUACAUUUUUACCUUAUUACCUUUUUACACCCUGUUUUGCUGCCACAUACAUUUUUACCUUAUUACCUUUUUACACCCUGUUUUGCUGCCACAUACAUUUUUCUCCCAUUACCUUAUUACACCAUAUAUUGCUGCCACAUACAUUUUUACCUUAUUACCUUUUUACACCCUGUUUUGCUGCCACAUACAUUUUUACCUUAUUACCUUUUUACACCCUGUUUUGCUGCCACAUACAUUUUUACCUUAUUACCUUUUUGCACCCUGUUUUGCUCCCACAUACAUUUUUACCUUAUUACCUUUUUACACCCUGUUUUGCUGCUACAUAUAUUUUUACCGUAUUACCUUUUUACACCCUGUUUUGCUGCCACAUACAUUUUUGCCUUAUUACCUUUUUACACCCUGUUUUGCUGCAACAUAUAUUUUUCUCCCAUUACCUUAUUACACCAUAUAUUGCUGCCACAUACAUUUUUACCUUAUUACCUUUUUACACCCUGUUUUGCUGCCACAUACAUUUUUACCUUAUUACCUUUUUACACCCUGUUUUGCUGCCACAUACAUUUUUACCUUUUACACCUUGUUUUGCUGCCACAUACAUUUUUCUCCCAUUACCUUAUUACACCAUAUAUUGCUGCCGCAUACAUUUUUACCUUAUUACCUUUUUACACCCUGUUUGUUGCCACAUACAUUUUUACAUCAUUACCUUUUUACACCUGUUUUGCUGCCGCAUACAUUUUUACCUUAUUACCUUUUUACACCCUGUUUUGCUGCAACAUACAUUUUUACCUCAUUACCUUUUUACACCCUUUUUGUUGCCACAUACAUUUUUGCCUUAUUACCUUUUUACACCCUGUUUUGCUGCAACAUACAUUUUUUUCUUAUUACCUUUUUACACCCUGUUUUGCUGCUGCAUACAUUUUUACCUUCUUGUCUUUUUACACCCUGUUUUGCUGCUGCAUACAUUUUUACCUUCUUGUCUUUUUACACCCUGUUUUGCUGCAACAUACAUUUUUACCUUCUUACCUUUUUACACCCUGUUUUGCUGCCACAUACAUUUUUACCUUAUAACCUUUUUACACCCUGUUUUGCUGCUGCAUACAUUUUUACCUUAUUACCUUUUACACCCUGUUUUGCUGCAACAUACAUUUUUACCUUAUUACCUUUUUACACCCUGUUUUGCUGCAACAUACAUUUUUACCUUAUUACCUUUUUACACCCUGUUUUGCUGCAACAUACAGUUUUACCUUAUUACCUUUUUACACCCUGUUUUGCUGCAACAUACAUUUUUACCUUAUUACCUUUUUACACCCUGUUUUGCUGCAACAUACAUUUUUACCUUAUUACCUUUUUACACCGUUUUGCUGCCACAUACAUUUUUACCUUAUUACCUUUUUACACCCUGUUUUGCUGCCACAUACAUUUUUACCUUAUUACCUUUUUACACCCUGUUUUGCUGCAACAUACAUUUUUAUCUUAUUACCUUUUUACACCCUGUUUUGCUGCAACAUACAUUUUUACCUUCUUACCUUUUUACACCCUGUUUUGCUGCCACAUACAUUUUUACCUUAUUACCUUUUUACACCCUGUUUUGCUGCUGCAUACAUUUUACCUUAUUACCUUUUUACACACUGUUUUGCUGCCACAUACAUUUUUACCUUAUUACCUUUUUACACCCUGUUUUGCUGCCACAUAUAUUUUUACCUUAUUACCUUUUUACACCCUGUUUUGCUGCAAUAUACAUUUUUACCCUAUUACCUUUUUACACCCUGUUUUGCUGCCACAUACAUUUUUCUCCCAUUACCUUAUUACACCAUUUAUUGCUGCCACAUAAAUUUUUACCCUAUUCCCUAUUUACACCCUGUUUUGCUGCCACAUACAUUUUUACCUUAUUCCCUAUUUACACCCUGUUCUGCUGCCACAUACAUUUUUACCUUAUUCCCUAUUUACACCCUGUUCUGCUGCCACAUACAUUUUUACCUUAUUCCAUAUUUACACCCUGUUUUGCUGCCACAUACAUUUUUCUCCCAUUACCUUAUUAAACCAUAUAUUGCUGCAACAUACAUUUUUACCUUAUUCCCUAUUUACACCCUGUUUUGCUGCCACAUACAUUUUUCUCCCAUUACCUUAUUACACCAUAUAUUGCUGCCACAUACAUUUUUCUCCCAUUACCUUAUUACACCAUAUAUUGCUGCCACAUACAUUUUUACCUUAUUACCUUUUUACAACAUGUAUUGCUGUCACACACAUUUUUCCUUAUUCCUUUAUUACCCAAUUACACCCUGUUUUGCUGCCACAUACAUUUUUACUUUGUUGCCUUAUUACAAUACAGCCAAACCUCGAUUAUCCAGACCUUGAUUAUCCAUAUUUCUCGAUUAUCUGGAUUUUUUCUCUGAUCCCAAUUUUGUCAUGAAUAUUUUUAAGUCAUGAUGAAUAUCCAUAGCCACAUUCUUUUUAAACCACAGCAUUGAAAAAUGAAGCAAAAGUGAGUUUGUUUUGCUUUCAAAAAGCAAAAGCAGUACUUGCACACAUCAUAAUUAAUGAGGAAAAUUCAAAUGAGGUCAUAUUAGCUUAAAGUUGCUUUGUUGCUAAGUGAGAUUUCAUGCUCAAUCAGUUUGUUCAGUGUAGUAGGCAUGAUGAACAAGCUACACAGCAUUACAAAUUUUCGAGGUUCCAGGGCGUGAAAUUGUGCCUAAUACAGGCACCAAUGCGACUAAAUUUUUCACUUUGGCGACCAAAUCCUGAAAGUUAGUCGCCAAAUUGGCGACUACAACGUUUCAUCAUACCCUACCAAGAGAUAUAGUGAAUUAAAUAAAUUUGCAAAGAUAAAUCCGCGGCAAACUUCCUUGUUUAGUUUGUUUCCAAAACGUAGCACAUGUAUCUCGAUCGAUAACUAAACGCCAUUUUGGAUUUAGAUGAGCCUGAAGGUUGUAUAUCAUACACCCUAGUGUCCACUUUGUAGCACGUUAAAGAUCUUUUCCCUAACUUAAUUUUGGAGGGUCUAUCUAGAACGCUGACAGCGUAAAGAAAGAUUUUGUUUGUCUUUGAAAAUGGCGACCAACUUUUUUUGAAUUGGCUACCACUUUGAAGAAUUCAGGAGCCAAGUGGCGAUCAGAAAAAAAAGUUAAUUUCACGUCCUGGGUUCGAUUGUAUCUAUUGCUGCCACAGACAUUUUUACCUUGUUACCUUAUUUCACCGUGUUGAGCAUAUGAUGAGAGGCUAGGGUUUGAAUCAGGCAGGUUAAAAUACAUUAAAUGUACUUGUAUGUUGGAAAUCCAGCCCGAAGCUCAAGUCAGUAAGGCUUUGAAACUGGCUUGUUGCACAAAUUAAAAUUAAUGAAGAUUUUAAAUAUAUGAUAUAUGUGGUGAAGAGAUGAAAUUAAGAGAUCCUCACAGCUAAGAACACUACUGAAACGAGUAGUUGACAAUAGCACCUGAAAAAAAUUCAGGCCCUUACGGGAUUUGAACCCAUGACCUCUGCAAUACCAGUGCAGCACUCUACCAACUGAGCUAACAAGCCAACUGGGAGCUGGUCAAUGUGUUGGGUCCAAAUAAACCAUCCAAGUAAUGAAUGAAGAUUUUAGAUACAUGAAUUUCAUAUAUUUGCACUGCAGUGAAGAGAUAAAUUUAAGAGAUCCUCGCAGCUAACUACUCAUUUCAGUAGUGUUCUUAGCUGCGAGGAUCUCUUAAUUUCAUCUCUUCACCGCAGUGCAAAUAUAUAGCUCCCAGUUGGCUUGUUAACUCAGUUGGUAGAGCAGUGCACCGGUAUUGCAGAGGUCAUGGGUUCAAAUCCUGUACAGACCUGAAUUUUUUUCAGGUCCUAUUUUCAACUACUCAUAUUAAUAGUGUUCUUAGCUGCGAGGAUCUCUUAAUUUUGAUUAAAAUUAGUUGUUCUAUUCUUUGACCCAUGGCAUUUCUUUUGGAUCUUUAUUAGCAUAAACAACAGUGAACAAAAUUUACCUUUUUUCCCCAAUUUUUUUUUCAUCAAACCAGGGAUGUGGCCUAUCUGCAAGAACAUCUGAAAAAAUGCAUUACAAAUUUGCAUGAAUUAACGAUACCUAUAAUAAAUUUCUUAAUCUGUGUAGCAAGCUAACAAAAACUUCUAUAAAAAUACCAAGGUACAUGUGAAUCAUUGAUUUUGUGAGGUCUCUAAUUAGUACUCUCCAGUUCUUAGUACAUUGUAUUUUGUCUUGUUUGGCAAUAAUUAGGUUGGAGAAAACUGAAUUUGGUUACUGGCCAUUUGUGAAAGAGCUCACCCACUCAGAAACAGUAAGACAGAUUGUCAGCCACCCUCAAGUAACUACUGAGUUAGAUAAAGGUGUGUACAUGGAAUUAAAAGCUUACUCUAAUUGCUUUUUCAGCCUGAGCUAGGCAUGUUUUUUGAGAAUUCUUUACUUCAGUAACUGGGAAGAAAGGUUGAAAAGAAGGGUCUUUGCUAAUCAUAUUGUUACAGUAUCCUUUGGAUUUUAUGCCAAGUUGUGAUGUUUUAACUGUGAAUUAACUGAACUUACACCCUAUUAGUUUGAAGCAAAACAGAACUCUGUGAACCAAAGUAUUUCAGUAGCAGCUGGUGUAGCAAAACUUGUCAAAUUUACAAGGGCUGUACUCAAUUUUAGCUGUUAGUUUAGCUGAAAUUGAAUUAUAGCUUGUUGUAUUUCAAAAAUAAAACUAUUUAUAAAACAUGUGAGGAAUCUUUUUAUGGGUGAAAAAUUAAGUUACAAACUGAAGGCUGUUUUUAGCUUGACUGCCAUUGAAAGUGAUGGUAACACAACUUAAAUUUUUUGCCUGAAGUUAUUAUGUACAGAAAAUUUGUUAAUAGUCAGUUUCAUGAAACUUAAUUUACAAACUUACAAACUUUUAGCCACUUGGUGUUAAGCUUUUGCUUCUGAAUCUUCUUUUUCUGUUGGGUAGGCCAACAUUUUCAAGUAAAAACCACAAUAAGCAUUAUUUCCCCUCUUUGCUUGUUAGGUCGAGUGUGGAUUUUUGCAGCAUUUGGUGAUGGCCUUUUGGAGAGCUAUAUCAGAUUAUUUGUAGAUAGUCAAAAGUUGGCAAAAAGGUUUUAUACAAAGUGAGUUAUUAGUAAUACCCAAAUCUAGACGUACAGAUUUAUUUGAAUGGUAAAAAAGUGGUUAUUUAAAAAACAAAUUCAAAAUUUUCCAUACUCUAACUUGCUCCCUAAUUAAUUAGACUGUUUUAUUUGUUCUCACCACCAAAAACAUGAUCUCUUGCAAGUUGAGGUGAUUCCUCGGUAUUGUAUUGCACAUCUUCUGCUGCAGAUAAAAAUCACAUAGUUAGGCGAAUAUAUGCACCCUCAUUCCUAGAACAUGGUUUGGUUUUCCAAUAAAUGGACCUGGUAAAGAGAGUAUGAUGGUCUUGAGCUCUUGAAAUAGCACAGUUACCAAUGUUUGUUAUUGUACAUUUAUGUUUUUGGUGUAAAAAUCAAUCCCUUUAAAUUGGAGAAAUUAGAAACAACUUCAUCAUAUGGAAAAAAAAUGUGGCUAAUAGCAUGUGCGAAGCACAUUACUCAUGGAUGCAAGUUAUGACCUUGAAAGCAACCUCUCAAGGAACAUUUUGAGAUGAUUUCAUUUGAAAUUGCAUAAUUUUUUCCCAAUUAAAUAUGAAAUUGUUUGGUAUACUCUAGAAUUUCUGUUUAUCAAGUUCUUUUCAAGCAAAACUUUUAAAAACCCUUGCUUCCAACUACUGCAAAAUGUAUGGGGAACCAAUGAAAUUAGGUUGUAUGAUUAGUGCCAGAAUAGGCAUAAAUAUGGUAAGUUUGGCCCAUCAUAUCUCCUAAACAAGCUCAGUGACCCAUCUUUUUUAUUGUACUUUUUAAAAGAGACAUUGGUGAGGAACAUCUAAGGAUUUAUCUUUUUUUUUUUUUUGAGGAAUCACCCUAACAAGCUCUCUUACCAUUCUUUUCUAUCUGUUUGUUUGUUUGUUUUCUUUUUUAAGAAAAGCAUUUGUGCGAGAUAAGGAGGUAGGUUUGCUUCUCUUACUCUUGUUUUUUUUUACUAAAUAAUAGCAGUAAUGUUACCAACAUAAAAACAUUUUUUUUUAAGUACAUUGUAAUAAAACAAUAUUUAUAUUUUGUAUUGAUCAUCAGUUUUUCUCAGAGAUUGCAGUGUUGUAGGAUGAAAAUGGAAUGCACUUUUUUAAGAAUUUUUUUUCAUUCACCCUGUUCUACUUUCUUUGGAGUUGUUAUCACUGCAUUGUUGUAUUCAUUAAUCUAUGCUAUUUAUUAAAAUAAAGAUAAUAAUUUAGUGAUACUGAAAACCUCAGUAUUUAAUUUUUAAAUGAAAAUGAUUAAAGCAACAGUCUGAAAGAAUGAAAAUUUCUAAUUUAUGUAUCAAAUGAAAUUAGAACAAUUUGUCUGAAAAAUAUGUUGAACUGCUCAGAAGUCACUGAUAGUACCGGUAAUAGAAUUUUCUCUCUUUUUGUUAGUUAUUCAGCACUAUUUUAAUAGUGUAUUAUACUUGUGUUUUCAAGGUUGAAUUGAAUAAUUGCAGACAUUUUUUCUUUGAUUCUAACUAACAGUUUGCAACCAAAUUAACCUGAAUCUACAAAAAGUACUGCAUAAUAAUUACCUAUAACUUUGGAACAUGCAUUUAGAAGACAUGUUUUCAGUUUCUUAUUACUUAAGUUGCAGUAACAUGUUUUCCACUCCUCUGAACUGUUUUGUUUUGUCGUAGUAAGACUUAUAUAAUGGCAUCUUUCAUUCUUCACAGAGACUUGCUUUAUUGCAGACUUUAGUCUCAGGUCUUGAUUAUAUCUCAAUUGUCUUGGACCAGGUAAGUUAAGUUAAUUAUUGACCAUCACUUUAAUCUCUGAGUGAUGAUAACAUCAGUUGCUUUUUCUUGGCAUUGGAAAAUUUUUAUAUGCAUUAUAAGACCUACCUACAUAUUUUGUAAAACAUUCAGAUUUAACAUUUGUUUGCUUCAAUUUAUUUUGGUUGAAGCACCAAAAAUCAAAGAAUAAACAGUUGUAGUGAUUUGGAGAUAAGGUCUUUUAUUACAAGUCACGCUUUCCAAAACUUGGUUGAUUUGCACUUUAAAGUUCUCUUUGACACAAGAAUCUUGUUGAAGACACUUAAAUGUGAAAUGAAUCAUGGGAAAUAAUUAAAUUAUUUAAAUGAAAACAGAGAAAUAUUUUAGCACCAAAUAAAAGUAGGCAAGAUGUACACGCAAAAGUCGAUAUCCAACUUCUUGAUUGAGUCACAUCUUUCAUAGUGAUUUCUAAUUCUUUAGACACAGUAGUCACAAUCUCAGGCUGGAAUCAAGUUGAUUAUUCACAUCUUAAAAACUUUCAAAAAUUUAUUUUAUGAAAUUCUUGUGGAAUCAUGUCAAGUUCUUUCAACAUUUCACUGAAAUGGCUGCCAUUGGAUCCCCCAGAUGUUGAGAUAUACAAAUGUUGAUUUGAUGUUGUGGCGGUGGCAUUUUGAGACAAAACCUUUGUUUUCUGAAACAUUGCAGAACAAAGCAAGCUGACUGUGUUUAAUAGUAAAAAUGGGCCAAAGAUGUGCUGAAACACAUGCUUUUUUUGGCACAGAACGCAAAAAAAGUGUGAAGGUUUUGUGUGUGCAUUGGCUAUCUAUCUCUAGGCUGUACUGUUACCCUUGAACUUUGCAUGUUAGGAAGCAUUAAACUUUUUUCAUUUAAUAUUGUAAGGCAAAGAUAAAUGUAUGUGUAUCGUUGAAAAUGUAUGUGUAUCGUUGAUAGAGAUCAAUAAGAGAAUACAGAAGCAUGCUUAAAGUGCAGGGUAUGUUCAAAUUGAAAUGGUAGUGAAAUAGUUGCCACAUCCUCAACAGCGUUUGGAAACUUAGUGUGGAACCACAGGUAAAGAAAUGGUCUUUAAAGAUGAGCUGUAACUGAGGUAAUUGCCUGAAAAGAAAGCCUUAAAAAAUUUAGGCUUCAAUGGAACUCAACCCUUUGCCUUCCAAGUACUAGUUGUAGUGUAGUGCAUGAAUUCCUGGACUUUGAUGUAUUAUUCUCUUUGUUAGGAAUCUCCUUAUCUUGGUUAUGGAACUCAGUAUUGUGAAGGUAAUGAUAGAUGUAAUUGUAAUGGUGGUAAUACUAAACAAAAGUAACCAUAAUGAUGACAAUGAUGGUGAUAGUAAUAACAAUAGUGAUGAAAAUCAUGAUAAUGAUAAUGAUAACAAGGAUGAUGUCAUAAACCUGUAAGUUUUUUUUUGAGUCAUGGGCAUAGGAUUUUUUGUAUAGGUCACUGUCAUAUCUGAAGAGGCCAAAAUAUUCCUGAAAACAUGCAGAAAAUUUCAAAAGACACCUUAGAAGAGUCUCAACAGAACCUUCUCUCCAUUGCUCUCCCAAUAUUCGGCCUCAGCUUACAUGUACAUGUACAUGUAUUCUACUGGGUAGAUUUUUAGAAAAUGAAUCAGCCAAGGCUCAUGUAGUGCAUAGUUUUUGUUGUGUGUGUGAGAAACUGCAAUUUAUUGGCAGACAUGAUCAUUAUGAUUCUUAAUGAAUAUCAUUUCAUAAUUAAAAGUAGCAAGAUUAAAACAUGACCUUUCAGUGAUGACAUGUCACCACUUUCAAAUGUAAAAUUAUUUGUAAAUAGAAUAAGAUAUGGUAAGUUUUGAGCUUGGUAAAGAAAUAGGGAAAGAUAGACAUUUUUCUCUGUAAAAUUAUUAUUAAUAAGUUCAGUGAUGUUAAAUAUGAAGAAAGGAAAGUGUGAAACUGAUUAAAAUUACCAGUAGUAUAAAAAUGAGAUAGAGUGAAACAAAAGAAUGUAUAUAAUUAAAUGAACAGUUUCACUGGAAUAGAGUCUUUUUUAAUGUUCAGAGUUGGUCUCUUUUUCCUUAUUAAAAGUAUCUUGUAAAUAAGGCACUCAAACACACCUUCCUUUCUUGAUAUAACAUCAUUGAACUUACAAUAAUUUUACAUGAUAAUGGUGACAUGUUGCUGAAGGUCAUGUUUUAAUCUCGCUACUCAUGAAAUAUUUUUCCAAAUUAUUGAUGAAUAUCAAGACAUAUGGUAUUAUGUCAUGUGGUGUUAUUUAAUUAUGUCCUCUUAAGAGUGUUCCUCUAAAGAGUGUGCUCAUUUUUCAUGUAAAUUCAAUAUUAAGUAUUACUUGUGUUCUAGUGGAUGGCAAGUGUCAGAGGACACUUGUAACAAUGGGUAAAGAUGCUGAGGGAGUUGGCAUCAGUUCAGGCAUCAAAGGGGAUGACAACAAUAGCACAGUUAGCAGCAGCUUAUCAAGCUCAUCAACAAUAGCUACACCAUUGAGUCCAAGGAGUUAUCAUUCUAGUGGAUUAAAUGAAAUCAAUGGGGAAGAAAAUGAAAAUGUAUCUGACCAAAAAGUACAUGUCCAACAGACUGAUCAGCAUGAGACUCAGUUUUGUGACCAGUCUGGCAAUGAAGGUCAUAAACAAGAAACUACUUCCAGGCUCCACUAUAACAAACACUUUCAAAUACAGCAGUUUACAGAAGAUGGGGAUGUGGGGUUUGAACUAAUAGAUAACAGAAACAAAAAGCAAAUGACACAAAGAAUAGAUCAAUUGGUAGAUGCAGAACAGAACAAAGGAAAAAAUUACCUAGAGGUGCAGCAUGUUUCAUCUGGUCACAACCAUAUGCAUAAAUGGCCACCGGAUGUGCCCUCUGUAGGUUGUGAAGAUGCUCCUGAAGAACUGUCCUGUGAAGGUGGGUCAUAGAUGUUGCUUUUUCUUAAAUAAACUGCAUUUUUAAUAACAUAUAAAUCAAAUAGGGUAAGCAAAAGAUCACAACCUAAAAAUCCUAAGGGAGAAAAUAUAUUCUUUCCCUAUGAUUGAUUUCAGAAGACUUACUGCACAUGUCAAGAUUUCAGAGGUCACAAGAUAGCCACUCAAGUUGUAGCCCAACCAACAGUGUACAUUCAACAGAUUCUAUGGACCAGUUUUGUAGAGACUUUGACUCUAGUUUAAAAGUUACCAGUGAAAUGUCCCUAAACAGUGCCACUCUUCAGUUGUGUGAUAAUACUGCUGGUGGACAGCCAGACUCCUAUGAUGCAGAAAAAAAUUCAACGCAUGGAGUUUUCAGUGAUGAUGGCCUUCUGCAAACUGUAACAGCAGCAGAAACUGAAAAACGAUUAUCAGAAGCUGAUAAUUCACCUAGUUAUGAAGGUAAAAAAAAGGUGCAAAAGUUGUAUGGACAACUGUAUUUGCUCAUUUACACAACCUCACAACUGAUGGUAGUCUUAGGCUUCCUUUACAAAUUUGCAUACAAGAUAUGUACAUCAUCCAAAUUCGCUUUUGGAAAACAAUAUUGGGGAUGUUCCAAUAAACAGUUGUAAAGUGGAGUCUUGUGUUGGCCAAUUUAACAUGUAUUUUAGGACAGUUGCCAAGAAUAAAACCAUCAGUGGCUACCACAUGCAUAUCUGCAGGCUGAUAUCUGAUAUAUUUUCUGUACUUUGAUUUGAUUUGAGAUUGUAAUAAAUGGAUAUCACUUACCUCACAGGUAAAUGAGCAUCUUAAUGUUUGAAUCAACAUCAAUUACAUUGUUCAGUUUAGUGGUCUUAAGUGGGUGGCUCAUAAUUAUUUGUAGAGUGGCUGCUUUCACUGACUAAUUGGUGCUUCCACUCUAUACCAUUUCUGGGGGAGGAGGUUCAAAUCAAGAAUAAUUGUGCCUGAGGGCAUUGUUUUGACUUGAGGGCUGUGGUGGUUGUAGCAAAUUUACACACUGUGGAGGUAUACUGUUUUCUUGAUGUGGUAAAGCAAAAUUUCUACCAGCCCCUCAAGGAUGGUAAGGAUAGUUAUGAAUCAUUGUCUAAUUUAUGUACAGGUGUAGGUGCUGUAAAUAUCCUCACACUUGUUGCUGUUUUGUAAAUUUUUUCUUUGAAUGACAGAAUUCUUCUAUUAUGUCUUAGGGAUAAUAUUAGGCAUUCCAAAACGACCCUCACUGCACCAGACCCCAACAACAUCUUGUGAUGUAAGGUAUGCUUGAUAAUGUCUUGAGUAAAUUUGUAAUGGGCAUGGUUGAACUAACUAGUGAUGUUACAGCACAUGAAAAGGGAAGGAGAUGCUCAACUUAUCAUAUGAAAAAAUUUUCUUUCUAGGUUAGUAGUGUACCCCUGUCGGCCAUCAAGAAUUCAGAUUUGUGAAGCAUAUAUUUACUUUAGGUUUUUAAUCAAAAUGUGUGAAAGAUGAAUAAGUAAAUACAUGUAGAUGAAUGAAUUCAUAAAUAAUAUAAUUAUAAAUAUGUUGUGUUUACUUAACUUCAUUUAUUGUUUGUGAAUAUGGAGGCCAUCUUUGUGGCUAUGAACACUACAUUGAUAUUCAGGCCUGUACAUGAUUUGAACCCAUGGCCUCUGCAAUACCCAUGCAGUGUUCAUCAACUGAGCUAACAAGCCAACUGGGAGCUUGUCAUUGUUUUGGUUUGUAAUAAACUCAUGAAAUGAUAAAUCUAUGGCUGUGAAUCUAUGAAAACCAUGUAUGUGAACUGCAGUUUAAGAAGUGAAUAUGAAAGUCAUCUUUGCAGUAAUGAAAACUCCAUAAGCAAUAGUGAAAUAUUAAAUAUAAAAAUAUUUUAUGUAGAAAUUUAUUGUUUUCAUUACUGCUUAAGUAGUCUUCAUUGCUGUGAAGAUCACUUUCAUUUCUUUUUUUCAAUCGGUUUUUCACAUAUAUGACUUCAUUUAUUCACAAUCAUGUAUUCGUCACUUAUUGGGUUUAUUAAGAACCAACAUAAUGACCAGCUCCCAGUUGGCUUGUUAGCUCAUUUGGUAGAAUACUGUACCAAUAUUGCAGAUGUCAUGGGUUCAAAAUUUUUUAAAGCCUUAUUUUCACUGCUUCUUAAUGAGAUUGGAGUAGCACUGCAGAGAUUGCUUUCAUAUUUAUUGCUUAAACGGCAGUUCACAUAAUCAUAUGGUUUUCAUAUUCACAGUUUUUGAUUAUUGUUUGUGUUUGUGCUAAUGCGGGUGCAGUGUGAUGUUUUGAGUGGCAUUACUAAAGAAAUAUGUGUUUAGGGUGGAUCAGAAUAGGAUGCUGCUAUUGUCGUUGGAAGUGUUUGAGAAGAACAGUGAGCAGUUUCACAGGGUGAGAAUCUAAUCAUAUAUUUAUUUGUUUUACCUUUACUAUCCAUAGAAUCUGCCUGACUCUUUUACUCAGUUGUUCUUAAAGGAAAUCCUCAUAAAGAUUAGUCAGUAUUUAAUGCUAACCACAAACCCAUCCUUCUUGGCUAGGACUACAUUUCGACUUAUUGCAUAAAUGCGGUUGCUUCGUUACAGAUGCUGGUGUGUAUGUGUGGACUCCCUGGUAGUCGGUUGUAUUUUAUUAACCUCCUCCUCACGGAUCAUGCGGUUUAUCUUCUAAGCAAAGGUAUUAUCUGCAAAAUGAUAUGAAGUUAUUAUUGAAAACAAACUGAAGAGUGACUGUGAAUCUAAGAAAAUCAUAUAUGUGAAAUGCGGAUCAAUGAAUGAAUAUGAAAGUGAUCUUCGCAGAAAUGAACACAAGGCCUAAAAUAUUCAGGCCUGUACGAGAUUUGAACCCAUUUCCUUUGCAAUACCGGUGCAAUGCUCUUCCAACUGAGCUUACAAGCCAACUGGUAACUAGAAUUUUCGAGGCCUUAUUUUCACCACUACUUAAAUAGUGUUCAAUACCUGCGAAGAUCGCUUUCAUAUUCAUUUCAGAUAGCAGUGUUGAUUAUUCAUGCUUAUUAUAUGUAUAUCUGAAGGCAGAAAAUAAACAAAAAUCAGAACAUUUCAAAUUAAUCUUUAUUGUAGUAUUGUUAAGAUUACUGUAGAGGGUGACCAGAAUAAGAAAAGAUAGGUUUGCUAAUAUUAAGUUGUUAGUAUGUGAGUUCACUUUUUUUUUUUUUUUUAAAAAAAAAAACUUUGUGGUAGCGUAUAGAAUAGUAUGUUGCUCGCACCAAUCAGAUCGCCGCAUAAGGGUAUGUACCUCGUACUAAUCAGAUCGCCGCAUAAGGGUAUGUAUCUCGCACCAAUCAUAUCAUAGCAUUUGAAUAUCUUACGCCAAUCACGUCUGGGUAUUGUUUUCUUGUAAAUGAUGUCAUGGAUCACGGGGCUAUGCACAAAGAAUGACAUUAAUCAGAAAUACUGGGCACAUUUGAUAAGUGUAAUGGUUUGUGGCCUUCGCGAGAGCCUCGUCGAUUAAGGUUGAGAUUUUAUCGGGAUAUGAAAGGUACGCAUUUAAAUUUUCAAAUUAAAACGUUUUUUUUUUUUUUCCGCUCCUUUACUCUCAGCGCACACGCCAAACAACUUACAUUCCAUCACGUACCAUGAAAACAGCGUCCCAAGUCCGGUCAGAACAUGCCCAAUCAUUGCACUACAUGAACAUUAGGCAAUUUUUCACGUGCUUGAAUUGUAUUUCACCAAUCAAAUUCCAUUUUGCCGCAUCGGACUUCGCUCUAUCACGUGUCAAUUUCUUGUAAACAACCCGCAUUUCAUCACGUAUUCUAACUGCAUUGUCCGACCCUACUGAAAAAAUUCACAAGGAACUAAAUGCUGAUAUUGAGUUUUUUCCACGCAAAUCUCCCGUGUUUGACUUUUUCUACAAAUUAAAGUCGCUUUUAGUUACCUUGGACUUAACCCAAUUGCGUGUUAAUUCCUUGUAAACAACCUAAUUUUUAUCACGUAUUUCACACAUAGAGAGCAAAGUCCAGAUACACAACAACCAAUCAAGGAGCCCUUUUUGAAAUAUAAUCCUUUUCUCUUGUUCAGAGUUCCUUCACUUAUUCGAGAUCUCAAUAUAUCUUUAGUUAAGGUCCACUAGAAGUACAACAGAGUUUCAGUUUGCAUUUCGUAGUAAAAUUACGCGGAAUUAUAUUUUUGAAGUAACUAACUGUAGAAACGCAACCGUUAUUUGAUCUCGUCAGGCAACGCGCUCUUUCUCAAACGGGAAAUGGAGGGUGUUACGUGACGAGACCAAACAACGGCUGCGAAGGAGACAACAAUAAGCGUAGCACCGAUGCAUUUCAUUUUAACUUAGAAGUAUUUAGACAAUAGAGACCGUAUAUCACAUAAUAUAGAGAUUUAGCCACGCCUAAAAGCGGAGCUCGCAUUUUUUUUCCCCGCACGUCUUAAGGGCACAACGCCUUGCCCCGGCUAGGACUAGAACCCGGAUUGCCCAACUCGGUGCCCAGUGCACUGACCACUGGACUACUGAACAAAGCCGUGGCGUUGGCGUGCCCGCGGUACAGUUGACCACGCAUGUUGAAAGUAGCACCUUGUACGGUCGUACACCCAAAUUUUUUCGGCUUGAUGGGUUACUACUAUUUUGUAUAAUUAUGGGGCUACGCUCUGCGAGCUCCGCUAAUAUCUGUGCGAAUUCAGAUAAAUUAGGGUUUUUUUCUAUCUUUCUGCGAUAUUUUCGCUUUUUGAGAGUUAUGCUCUUUUCGGCGACAAAAAUGAAAAUAUUAAGUACACUAACUGUCCCAUCUCAAUCCAUCCAGCCAAAAAAAUAACUCUUGCAUGCUAUGCAUGCCUAUGUUUAAAUUGCGGUUACAGAUCAUAAAAUCUACUCUCCCUUAGUCUAUUUUGAGAGCUUUCAUUCCUGUCGCAGUCUCUCCCAUUCUGCCAUUAGCAUUUAUUCCAGACACAGUCCUUCCUGCCAAUUCUUUGUUCAAUUUACUUGAAGUCUGUUGUCUCUUCUUAUUCUGCCCUAAAAGUUGGCUGGCCUAGUUGUGUUGUCUCUUUGGAAAGCAUUAACUACUGUAAGAAACAUAUAAGCAAGAUGUAUUUUAGUUUAUGUGCCUCUGGUUUUGCAGAAUUUUAACAUCAGCUAUUUUUUAUCUUUAGCACCAUCCCACAAUGGAAAGGGCUUUCAAGUUCAAUCAGCAUUACCAUUUACAACUCUGAAGAAAGUAGAGGUACUCUCAAAUUACAAUUUACAUUGCAGACCAUUUUGUGUAGUUUCACGCAAAAAAUACAAUUUUCCUACAAUAAAGAAAUUGAUAUUUUAAGAUUCUCAAAAUGGCACUGAAAUUUUGAUUGACUUGAUCAUGGUUAUAUACCUUGUGCAUGUGAUAAAGCGUGGUUUGGAGGACUUUUUUAGUUAUGGCUAUCAAUUUAUAUCGUUAUUUUGUUAAGAGAUCAUUUUGCUUCCCUUCAUAAUACCUUUCAGGUUGGUCUGAACUGUCAAACAGUUACUCUGGUAUCCAAAUCUCGAAAAAUUUUCUUAUUUAUAGCAGAUGAGGCUGUUACAAGGUAUGGUUUUGAAGAAGCCUUAUUCCUACCAUUUUUAUGCAAUACUGGCAAGAAAUUUGAACAAUCUUAAAUUCGUACUAAAAAAAUCAAAACUGUCCCAAAAUGUUUAAGCUGCAGUAAUGUUUGAGCUUUCAAAAUGUUCACAGUACAGCAGAAAACUUGAAGAACGUUAAAGAAAAUUAAUGUAUUUUCACGGGAGAUACAUGUGCCAACAUAUCUGUUCCAGGCCAACAUGCUCAACCUGAAAGCCACUUAAGGCUUUAUAGAUCCCUAUUUGAGACAUUAGUUGAGGUCCAUAUCAUCUGGACAAAUUCGUGAUAGACUGUUUCAGAAUUUUCGCUAAGUGUCCCUGUCAUGGCAAGCAAUGUGAUCACCUCAGGCGUUUUUUAUGCUCUCUGUGUGUCGGCUUUCUUACGGAAAGAAAUCUUGUCUGCCGAUCGCCAAAUCUUAGAGGGUGCAAGGAAUUUGGAGCAAAAAUAAUAGGAUUUUGGGCCACGGAAAGUACCGUGCCUCUUCAAUUGAGACGAACAGGUUUACGCUUACAACAGGUAAUGCAAAGUUUUAAAAUAUACGUUAAUUACAUGCAGUGUUAAUUUCAUGAAGAGUCAAUUUCCUAUAAUAAAGAGUUUAACUGUGCAAAGUGAUGAUGCAACUGUUGCCUUUUUUUGGAUAGGGAUUUUCUUUCAUCAUUGACCAGUAUGAUACUCAAAUCAGGCCAUGGAUCCCUGCUCACAAAGAUUAUUUCUACUUCCUCAUUUGAGCAAGAAGUUUCAUUAAAGAAGUGGAUCUCUGAACUUGAAAACCUCCAGGUAAAAGUUGGAAUGAAUCUUAUUCCAGGAGAGCCAACGGUGGAUAGAACUUAUUACAUUUAUUUCAUUAUUUCACUAGUCUUAGUAUAGAUGCCGGACACUUCUACAGUAACUCAGGAGGAAUAGCAAGAAAUAUGUUAUAUUAAUGGCGUAUUCCUUCAUAGAUUAGAGAUUAGUUAGCAGAUUGAAGAAGUUCUUCGCAGGUUAAACACAUGGUACAAACCCGGCUCUACUGGAGGGCAAAUUGUCAAAAUCAAUUGUAUAAGUCGUUAUAAUUCUUUCAAAACAAAGGGACUCAUCAGUAUAAAAACCAUGAAUUAUAACGAUCUUGAUUGUGAAUUUUGUUAAUGGGAUAAUGUGUGGGCUGAUUUACACAGUGAUUCUUCUAGUAUCUUGAGGAUAAGAGUUUCUACAGACAGCGUAGUGUGAUGAAUUUUUUUUAUUUUCUAGGCUUCGAGUUUGUGUUUGUAAAUCAAUGGUAACUAUUACCUAUAGAAACAUAACUUCCAAAAUUAAAAGAAAUGUGAUCUAGUUUUUAUCACGUGUUCAAAUGAGAUGGCCUUUGGCGUGACCUUUACACUGUGUCACUGUUGUGGUUGCAGUCGUCCAGUGUGGACAUCAGGUGUUUUACUUUUAUUCACUGGUGUGGACUAACCGGACCGGAUUCCAGCAUUGAAGUUCUCAGUCACAAAAGUACGUGUACUGUAUAUUAGAAUUAAGAGUCGAUAACUAAACGGCAACACUUGCCGUGAUUGCCACAGUAGAUUUAGACAGAUGUUUAUUUCUUCCCAGAUGCGAUCAGUGAUGUUAGACCCUGGUGAAGAGGGCUCGCCCUUGAUUACUAACAUUCUUCGAAUUGUUAUUUUUUUUCUCACUUCCAAUUUAUUUUAACCAAAGUUUAAAGGUAUAUCAACUCUAAAAAUGAUACUUAUAUGUAACUGGACGUGACCUUCUCGGAAUUUGGGAAGCCAUAUUUCAAGUCUUCAAAAUCAGUUUUUCGUUUUUUUGUUGUUUUUCGCUUUGCUUUAUUACACGAUAGAUUAAUUUUGCUUAAACCGUAAAAGAAAUUCGAAAGUUAUUCAGGUAUUGUUUUGAUAAGCAAAGCCCCCAUUAAAAGUUUAAACAUUUACAUUUCGCUUCACUAAUCUGGCGUUAUAAUUGUUGACGUGGCUUUAACUGCUAGUUAGCUGCGUUCAAGAUUUGGAAAGAUUAUUAGAUUAACGGUCACGCUCAUCGACAUCAUGGUUUUCAUGUUUGAAAAUAACUUUCUGAUUUCACUUCAUUGGAAUUCGCGAUCUUACUCCCUUUGCAUAUUAUUUAAGCGUGGUCAAGUGAAGUCAGUCACUCAGUCAUUCAUUCAUUGUUUCAUUUUUAUACCGUAUUCAUUCGAUUAAACGCCGCGGCGUUUAUUAAAUUUUUCGUGAUUCAAGGUCGGUGUUUAUACGAGGGCGGCGUUUAAUGAAAAUCCAACUUAUUAUUUGCAAAAAAAAGUAUGGUAAUUGCCCGUUAAAUUAAAAAAAAAAACAGAAACAUGUUUUGAUGGUUGUCUAAAGUGUCACUUUUUAUACUGUUCUCAAUUGCACAAGUUGUGCAAGAUCUUAUGUCGGAUAUGCUUUCUCGACAUCAGAACUGGUACGUCAAAAGGAUUUGUGUCUGGUUCACUCAAAAUUUCUAAAUGUGAUCGAAUAAACUCCGCAGGAUGAUGCGGCGUUUAUUCAAGGGCGGCAUGUAAUCGAAUAACUUCAAUAUGUAUUACAUGUUUCAGGCGUUAAAGAAGGUUACAUGGACUGUAAGCAAGCACAGUAUUUAAGAUCCUACAAAUGGACCACCAGCUAUUUUGUGUUAAUGUAAGUAUAUAUUAGUUAGAACAUAUGAUGGCAUUUGGAAUGUUUAGAUUAACUUGAAAUCGUAUUUUGUUCUUGCUGUAGGAAUGGAUCCCUGUAUCAAUAUGUGAAGAAGGUGAGGUUGUUUAAUGAGCUGAGUUUUGUUAGAUGGUGAAUGCCACGCCUAUUUUUUUUUAACCCAGAGGCUAGUAAGUAUUUGGAAAUGAGAGCGGGUUAAGGCUAAAAAAAAAUCGUAACUUACUUUGUUAGUUUUAUUAAGAUGGAAAGAAAAAUGGUAAUAAGUGACACAUAUCUUGAGUCGCAGGAUUUCGGCAGAAGCUAUUUAACAAAUACACAACAGUAGUACACUCUCGUUAAUGUAAAUGAAUUUGUGGAAAAUUUUAUUGCAAUAAGUGCAUAUAUACAACGGGGUUUAUUUAUAAUUUAUGACUCUCGCCUAAGAGAGAAGUUCUCGACCUUACUGUUUAUAGUGAAGUAGCGGUUUUAAUUAUUAUAUUUAAAGAAAACUAACUUACUGUGAUAAUUUUUUGGAAACAUUUUUUAAAUUGGUUCUCUGUUUGUUUUGUAUAGGGUGAUGAAGAAUGUAAAGUUAUUGUAGAGCUGAGGUGAAGAUUUUUCGCAGCUUAGAAAUUUGUUUGUUCAAUUUUGGAAGUCAAUUUAAGUUUUCAUUCUUUAAGGUAUAAAUAUUUACAUUUAGGCAUAUUUACAUUUCAGUCUAACUAUUUACAUUUAAGUAUAGUUACAUUUUUGUAUGAAUAUUUACAUUUUAGAGGAUCCCGAUGUGGAGGUUGCCGAAGAGUUGAUGAUGCUGACCGCCCUUAUGCCUUUGAGGUAAACAGCAGUAACUUUGCUGAAUUUUUUUCCUCAAUGAGCAUGUGUAACUUUGUUGGGUUGUCACGUUGUAGGUUGUAUCAGAGGAUGGCUCAUCCCUUCUUGUCCUUGCAGCCUAUAGCGAGGAUGAAUCUGCUGAUUGGAUAUUUAGGAUUUGUCAAGCUACUGCUGAUACGGUAGAGACAUAUCACAAAUCUUCUUACUGUUUCUGUUUAUUUGUUUGUUUUUAUUGCUAUUUGUCAAUUUGUUGCUCUAGAGGGUUUUACCGCUACAGCAACAUCAGACAAAGGUGGAACGCAGAAUUUUCAGUUCCAACCAAAUAGCGCUAAACGGAUGAAGUAAUUAUUUUGAAAAUAUGUCUUACAUCUUACUUUAUCCUUGUUUCGCCUCAUCAAUUGGUGUUUUGUUUCGUAGUCUGAAAGCGUUGAGGAAAUGAGCCCUACAGUUAUGAAAUGCGUGCCUUCUUGUCUUAUCCUCACUAAUGUCAAAGUAGGUAAUACUUUGUUAUGGCCAGGCCUGUCUGAUAGUCUGUUCGGAACUGGGGACAUUGAUUUAAGAAAAUUAAAGGGUUUGCAAAAAUGCCCACACUUAACCGAUAUCAAGCAGGUGAUCAAUGGAUUGGGAUUAAAGAUGUUUGCAUGCUUCGUCGUUAAAAAGUUAAUUUGGAGUUUUGACACUUGCCGUGUUUUGGCAUUCCAAAGAGGCAUCUAACGUUCCCAAAAUUGAUGAAAUGAAGAGAUCCUCGCAGCUAAGAACACUACUGAAACGAGUAGUUGAAAAUAGUACCUGAAAAAAAUUCAGGCCCGUACAGGAUUUAAACCCAUGACCUCUGCGAUACCGAUGCAGCGCUCUACCAAUUGAGCUAACAAGCCAACUGGGAGCUGGUCAAUGUGUUGGGUCAAAUAAACCAUCCAAGUGAUGAAUGAUGAUUUUGAUGAUCAUGUUCUGUACGUUUCAGUAGUGUUCUUAGCUGCGAGGAUCUCUUAAUUUCAAUUCUUUACCGCAGUGCAAAUAUAUGAAUUUCAUAUAUCUAAAAUCAUCGUUCCCAAAAUUGUUUUUAAAUGUGCUAGAAAAAUGGGUGCGCAUGUCGCUAGUUUCAGUUUAGCAACGUGACCGUUCAGUUUAAUUUUGACGCGAGAAAGUCCCACUUUUAAGCUCAUUUGAUAAUAGAUUUUAGAUUUUUAACUACGUAGCACAAUUAGUUUCACAUGCUUUGUAAAGGGGUAAUUUGAAGGUUUUAUGAUUUUUGUGGCAAGCUCUCCUUUGAAGUAAAAAUGAAGUCACUUAUCAUGGCAUAUCUUUUCUACAUAUUCAAAAUAAUGCCUUAUUUGUCUACGUCACUUUUAAGAUUUUGGCGUGUCUCCCUAAUCCAACUAGAGAAGAAACGUUUCAGCUGCUUAGUGAAUGUUCUGUACAAAGUGUGACAAGGCUAUUUGUGGACAAUGAUGUCAGGAACUAUUGUAUUUUGGUAGGUGGGCCUAAGUCACCUGUUAGUCGAUCCUUUUUCCGUUUCCCGACACGUUAUCUUAUUUUAGGCCCUGAAGCAGAUUUUUCCAAUUUUUAUUUGUGUGUUCAUCAGCCUUAAAUUAAUGAACUACGAAUUCAGAACUAGUCAAAUGGCUAGAAAAACGUUUGUUAGUGUCUGGUGACGAUAAAAGCUUCUUCUGCGAAGAUCAAUGUAUUAUGGAAGAAUUUAUUUUUCUGAGAUUUUUCCGUGUACUGUGUCUGAGUUGAUUGUUGAUAUCGCUAAGUUUUAUUUAGUAUCUCUUCACGUAACCAUAAGCCUCAUAGCUUUGCAAAUCUGAAUGAACACUCAAAUCAAAUAGGGGUUUCAAUAAAAGCCGGUUACCGGCGGUCUACCGCCGCCCAUAAGACCUCUUACUGCCUUCUGUAGAGCCAGCGAGCAGACCCUCGUGUUAACGGCCCCUUUUCCGGGCAUAGCUACACCUAUCACAUUAUCGACAGCCGCUUGUGAAAUAAGUUAUUGAAACCCCUGUUUGAGCAGGCUCCUGUGUGCUAUGGAAGUUGGUUACCGUCACGGUCGAGUGAGCACUUUAUGUCACUAUGUGUAACCUCUAAACCAUCGCAUUUUGUUUUGCACCUUUAAGGAGUUCGAACACAGUGAAAUCACCUCUACAGAGUCCUCUUGGUUUAUUUGGUUUAAAACGGAGUAUGAACUAGCAAAGUUUGAACGUGCUCUGCUGGAAGCUUGGCGGGAGCUCUUCCAGGUUUGUCUAGUCUCGGUAAUUGUACUUCAGAAAAUACGUUAAUUUUACUCUCCAGCCACAUUAACCAGCCGAAAGGCACAUAUGUGGUCUUAAUUUCAUCUCACAAUCUGUAGUCACUUUAGAGUGUGACCCAGGCACAGAUGCUGAAACCCUCGCGACCUUUACUACUUCAAAAUGAUCUUAAGGUAUUUGAGAAGAGUUCCUCUUCCCUUUAGAAACAUGAAAAGAACAAAAUGCCUGUUUAAUAUACUUCUUUAAUCGUUUUCGUUUUCCCUCAUCACUUCCUCAAAACCGUUGUUAUCACAAAAAGAAAAGAACAUUUAAGUGCCUUACAUCACCAAAUGUGUCCGAACUUUGGUUAUCAAUACCGCUUCCUUUUUGGUUUUGUUUUGUUUGUUCGUUUUAACGAGCUUGUGGUGAUUGGAUUUUAAUUUAUUCAACAGAUCGAUCUUCAGUUUCUUGUCUUGGGUGAAGGAUUCAUUCGCGAAAAAGCAAGACAAUUAGCAAACAACAUUGAAGAUUUGUAUAAAACCCAACUUGCUUAGCUUUGCUUCCAUGUAGUCUUUCUGAACUGUAGUCCGUUAAUAUAAUGUACAUUAGUAUUCGGUGUUUGUGCCAACUGCUAGCGUUAUUAUACCGGAGUUUCAUUACGAAUGACUCUAGCUACGUGUAGACUGUAGCCUAUGAUUACUUUCAGUAGUUAUAACCUUUUGGAUUUUUCCAUAAUAUGAAAGGUGGUUUUACUGAGAACAGUAACAUUUUUUUCUUACAUUUUCUCCUUUUUUCCCCAAUGUCAGAAAUUUGUAAAUGGCAUAGUUACAGCACAUAACGGACCAAACAAUUGUUG
Molecule: messenger RNA, 24427 nt
Organism: Pocillopora meandrina
Lineage: Eukaryota; Metazoa; Cnidaria; Anthozoa; Scleractinia; Pocilloporidae
Source: the annotation of a GenBank genome assembly